GACACCGACCAGGUGUUCUGCAAGUGAACUCAGUCCUGACGCUGUUUAUCUGGAGACAGCGUCAGAUCUCACAGGUUAUGGGCUCAGUCCCACAAGACUGCCCCCCACUAAAGAUGCCAGUUGCACAUCCAGAGUCUGUGCAAGGGAAUAGAUCCUGAGGAGGCCCUAGAGGAGCAGGACGCAUCCCGGCCUGGCACCAGCUCACAGGGCCCGUGAGCAGAGAGGCACAGGCGAGCCUAACGGGGGGCAGGACGCCACCGGCAGCUGCUCAGCAUGGAGAGCCGGGCCGGCGUGGCGGCCACCCCCGGAGCGCUGCCUUACUACGUGGCGCUCUCCCAGCUGCUGGGCCUGACGGUGGUGGCCAUGACCGGUGCGUGGCUCGGCCUGUACAGGGGCGGCAUCGCCUGGGAGGGCGCCCUGCAGUUUAACGUACAUCCGCUCUGCAUGGUUAUAGGCCUGAUCUUCCUGCAGGGAGAUGCCCUGCUGGUUUACCGUGUCUUCAGGAAUGAGGCCAAACGCACAACCAAAGUCUUGCACGGGCUGCUGCAUGUCCUCGCGCUCAUCAUCGCCCUCGUGGGCUUGGUGGCGGUGUUCGACUACCACCGGCAGAAGGGCUACGCUGACCUGUACAGCCUGCACAGCUGGUGUGGCAUCCUCGUGUUUGUCCUCUACUUCAUGCAGUGGCUCGUGGGCUUCAGCUUCUUCCUGUUCCCUGGAGCUUCGUUCUCGCUGCGGAGCCGCUACCGCCCCCAGCACGUCUUCUUUGGCGCCACCAUCUUCGUCCUGUCUUUGGGCACAGCCCUGCUGGGCCUGAAGGAGGCGCUGCUUUUUAAACUUGGGGCCAAGUACAGCACGUUUGAGGCUGAGGGUGUCCUGGCCAACGUGCUGGGCUUGCUGAUGGCCAGCUUUGGUGUGACUGUGCUCUACAUUUUGACUCGCGCUGACUGGAAGCGGCCACCCCAGGCGGAAGAACAGGCUCUCUCCAUGGACUUCAAGACACUGACGGAAGGCGACAGCCCCAGCUCCCAGUGAUGGCCUGCCCUUGCCCCACCACAGGGAGGGCCUGGCUGGGGCUGGCCUCCUCAGUUCUGGGGGUUUGGAUAGGCUUCUUUCCCACGCCCCGUCGAGGCUGCCCAUAGGACCAGCGGUUCCUGGGGAGGGCUCGGCAGGGUGGGUAGGGAGUGUGGGGGCUGCGUUCCUGGGAACUUUGAGGUCUGACUUCUGGGGUGAAGGACUUGGCUUCCUCUGCUUUCCCUCCUUGCUGCUGCUUUAGAGUCCUGUCAGUCAUCCACCAACCCCUGCCCCUGUGUCACCAUCACCCGCCCCCCCCCAAAUCGAGAAGCUCUGGGUAGGGUUUUGGGUGGUCAGUCCUGAUUACAAAAGCACAGAUCCCUAAAGGCGUAGAGUGGCUCUCCUCUUGAAGCAGCGGAUGCUGGGCCGCGUCCAGGGGCUGCAAAGAGCACAAAGCUGUGGGAGAAACUGGACCUUAGUGACAGGCCUGGCGAGGCCAAGACUUGCUUUGUGUAACACUGAAUGCAAAGCAGGAGUCUCGCUAGUCUGAAUAACACGUGGUGAGAAUGGGUCUAGGCUUUGGCAGCCGAGCAAGUGAUAUUAUGUAUAAAAUAUGUUGGUGUUCAGGGCAGGGUUCCCCCGGAGAGGGGAGGGACGGGCCCCUGGGAAGCUGUGGAGAUGUGGCUUUGGCCCCGUCUGCGCUUUGCCUUCCCUUUCUUCAGUCCUCAGCCCCGGGACGACUCUACUGGGAGGGGGAUGGGCCACAGGUCUGAGACAAACUGUACUUGGUGCUGAGGGCGACAGGGGAGGGCGGAGAUGGCCCCCUGGGUGGUGGGUGGGCUGUCCUGCAGCUACUCCCGCAGGGUCCCCACCCUCACCAGCUGGCUUAGGCGCUGCUCUGGCUCUGCCCUGAGGCCAAGGGCAUGGAUCUUUUUUUUUUUUUUUUUUAAACAGAAGGCUGCUGCUGUAGUCUUAUUCCCGCUCAGCGGGGAAGGCAAGGCUGCCUGCUCGUGUUCUGGAGGAAAGCCUCAUCCCUUUACCUGGGCCCACUUUGCAGGAAGUUGGGACUGAGUUGGAAUCGGGUUAAUCCCCCAGCUGCAUAAGCAGGCUGUGCUGCCUCCUGAGUCACUCUUUGGCUUCAGUCUCGAAGUAACAGUAACGUGAUUAGAGCAUUGACCUUGUGCUUCUUGGACUUGGUGAAUGCUCUCUUCUUGUUUUCCGGGCUUUGAGGAACAUGACCCAGUUUGAGACAGACACAGUUUACUGACAUGAAGAAAUGAAUGAGAUUUCCAAACCUGACUACUGUUCCUUUGACAGUUGCCUUUUUCUCACUCAGUGCUGCCUUAGAGAAUGGGGCUGGCCUCCUCCAAUCCUCCAAUUCUCAGAUUUCUAACUCUCGACUUUGGCCUUGGGCCCUGCCUCCGGCUGCUGCCACUUCUCUGAGCAGGUGGCUGGGGUCCGGAGCUCCCCCCCUCCCCCGCAGGGCUGCCCAGUCCCCUCUGAGCCUCUCCCCACCUCCCCCACCUCCGCUGCAGCUUGCCUGGACAGACUGGGUGUUCGCCUGGUUACACCGUGCUCUCUGCCAGGGCCUGGCUCACGCUGUAUAGCCAGAUAGUUACACGUGGAGAAACGCCCCCUUGGACGAACUACCAAAGUACAAUUGUGUGUCUCCCUUGCCAGAUGCCACAUAGAGAAACGGAACCUUAGAUUUGUAGUCAAAAUCUGUAAACUGGCCGGCUUGCCGAAGCGUAUGUUGGAUGAUUCAGGAAGCCCCCUGCAAGCUGAUGCAUGGUGGUUUAUUUUACUUUGCCUGUGGCCAGUCUUCUGUGAAGUACAAUGUAGCAUUGGUGUAACAGAUGAUUCAAUAAAUGUCUACAGCAGAUC
Molecule: messenger RNA, 2895 nt
Organism: Canis lupus familiaris (dog)
Lineage: Eukaryota; Metazoa; Chordata; Mammalia; Carnivora; Canidae
Gene: CYB561
Product: cytochrome b561
Exons: 7
Coding region: 274-1032 (252 amino acids)
Cellular component (GO): lysosomal membrane
Molecular function (GO): oxidoreductase activity
Source: RefSeq, a predicted model, not a curated record